Aspergillus bombycis is the source of this 6111-nucleotide messenger RNA. RefSeq names its product NACHT domain protein. Gene Ontology annotation, molecular function: protein binding. The transcript has 4 exons. Lineage: Eukaryota; Fungi; Ascomycota; Eurotiomycetes; Eurotiales; Aspergillaceae. The record is from RefSeq and is a predicted model, not a curated record. Bases 1 to 6111 code for a protein of 2036 amino acids.
AUGACCACUUUUACGAAACCUGAUGUCUCUCACCCCUUUGGGUCCUCUCUAUACACCAACACGAGUCUUGGGACAGACAACGGGAGUGUUUCCAACAGUGUAUUCAGACAGAGCACUAUCUCCAAGAGCUCUAUUAAGUCUGACGGGGAAAACUCAAUGCUGGCUGAUGUUGUUGACAUGCUCGCUCGUCGCAGCAGUGAUGCGAUGAUAUCGACAAAAAUCCUGGAAACCGACUACGCAACAGUUCUACAAUGGAUUCGAUCAGAGAGAAUGGAGAAGCUUCCCGCUGAAGGAAGCAGCUAUGACAAGAUGUUAAUAUGGGCAGCAUUGUUCGUAGAGCGGCUGCAUUCGUUCGAUAAGGCAAUCGAAGAAUUCGCGGGAGACAGCCACAUGGCGGCUCAGCUUGCGUACGUCCAUUGUGCCAGUCUGUUAGAGCUCGGAGAAGGGAACUCUUGUGCCCUAAUGAGUCUAUUCGGCUUCUUCUAUCGCUGCUCGUCGGGCUUGGGGAGCGUUCUCGAUCUAGCCGAGUUCUUCCAGGUUUCUAGCGAUAUCAAGGACCAGCUCAGUCUGGCUCUUGCCGACCUGGUAACCUUGAUUGUGGGGAUUGCAACGCACUUCCGUAAAACCCUUCCGACAGUAGGGUACUUGCAUAUUGAUAUCUACUGCGAGUUUUCGGACCAAAUUCAUAACUUCCGCAGUCGGUGUGAGCGUAUUUCCGGGUUGAUGUGGAAAUACCAGCUGGAGCGCGAGGGGUAUGACAGUGCCAAAGUGACUGACACGAAGACAAUCAAGCGCUGGCUCGAACCGGAGGAUCCUGUCCUUGCCAACGUCGUCGAGGCCACGGCCCAGCUUGCCCAAGAGCGAGAAGAAUCCACCUGUGUGUGGAUGAUGUCCUAUCUAAAUCGCUUUUUGAAAGGAAACCGGCGAACAUUCGCGAUUUCUGGCAAUCCUGGAUCAGGAAAGUCCAUCCUUGCGACUGUGAUCAACGAUCACUUGCAGCAUCCCGUGGGAGAUGUCAGUUACAGAACCAUUUUUGUGCCAAUUAACAGUAGGGUCCUGGCAAACACCAUGCCUCGUGCUAUUGCAAAGACCAUUCUAUCCCAGCUCUUCGACCAGCAAAUUGGAAAUAUUCGCCUUUACCGCGUUCUUUCGGAUACAUACAGACGGUGCCUGGAGACCUUCGACAGUGAAGCAUACGAUGACAUUAUCUGGGGAGUGAUCGAAAGCGCACUUGAGGCUAGCCGGAAAGACGCGAAGGAACUAGUCUUGAUCAUUGAUGGCGUGGACGAAGCCAACGGUGGCGAAGCAGCUUUACUGAAGAGGCUCCGGCAUGCUACCCAUAACGCAAAGAGUACCAGGCUGAUCCUUCUCACUUCGCAGCAGGAGUCCAAGACCUCCCAGGAGGGACAGGAUACGGUACGCGUUACGCCAGAGCUUAUUCUGGAUGAUAUUUCGGCAGUUGUGCGGAGUAUCCUGCAGGGUAGCGACGGCUUCUCCAAAUCUCCUGAAGAGCGACGGGAAAUUCAAGUUACUCGGAUUGCUGAGGCUUCUAAUGGCUCCUUCCUGUGGGCUAAGCUCGCUUCGAAACAACUCCGGGACGAGGCCCCGUCCAACACGCAGGCUCUGAUAAAGGCAGUUGACAAUCUUGUCAGUAGAAAGCACACGAUUAAAGACAUCAUCCAUCGCACGCUACAUUCGAAUAUGACCGAAGAAGCGAUAAAACUUGUUGUUUGGCUUGCCACCGCUUGUCGGCCGCUACAGGUCCAAGAAUUGUCUGCUCUGCUAUCUGUUCAGCAAGAAAAGCAAAAGAUCAUAGAGCAGGACAGGGAAAGUCCACUUCAUAUUCUGAAGCCUGUGGCGUCUUUAGUCUUUGUUCAAAACAACUUGGUGUUCCUGCGGCACGCCAAAAUCCGCGACUCGAUCCUGGAGAUCUUCAACCAUGGCAAUAUCCUUCCUACAGUCAAGAACACAAACCUCGAUCUAGCCCAGCGGUUAUUGCUCUAUGCAAAGCUUGUAGUUCCGGAUGGACGUGAGCUAGCCUUGGAGCCAUUGGAAUCGAAUUUCACCCGCGACCUCAUCGAAAGACACCCUUUGUUGGACUUUGCACUCCGUUACUGGAUGGACCACCUGAGGAUGGCAAUGGGUUGCAAUACAGACCACGAAAUCUCUGCAGCUGCGAAAGAAAUUCGCAAUAUACUUCCGAGUAGCACAACCUUCUCCAGGCUGGAGAUGGCUAUUUGGCAGCACAAAGAGGCUCCAGUCCUGAUGUCUUUCCACGAUACCCAGACGCGCCUCUAUCAGUCGAUCCUAUCUUCCAAACAGCCAGCCACUCUUCAGACAAUACUAUGUCAAGUGACUUUCUAUUGGACUAUCCAUAAGGUCCCAACUCAAGCUGACCAGGUCUUCUAUAAUGCCAUCAAGAUCUGCCAAGAGCUACUCUCGGCUCAACACAGUAUCACGAUGACGGUGGCACAAUAUUUCUUGGACAUAACUACUAGACAAGUGACUACCUCAAAGACCACGACCAUGGUGAAGCGAAUUGAAGUACUGCACCUCCUUGUGGAGAGCUAUAAGGUUCUUUAUGGAUCGGCAAGCGAUAAGUUCAUUUCCACUUCCACCCAGCUUGCGGAACAUUAUCAUUACAUCAAGGAAGAGCGCAAAGCCGAGGAGAUUAGAGUCUCCAUCGGUACUCGUCAUCCAGGAGGUACACAAGAUCCGAUCAAACCCCAAUUGCCCGAUCACUCGCUGCACAUACACCUUAUCGGUCGGCCGCAAGUCAUAGAGGGAGGGGCAAACCUCAAGCUGGACGAGAUUGAGAUGGAUAUGGAGGUUAGCAGGUCUUUCGAGUUUGAAUCACUUCUCAGCAAAGCAGAACAGUAUGCAAAGGCUGAGGACCAUAAAGCAGCCGAGCUCAUUUACCUUGAAAUCUGGCAGCGCAGCAGCUGGGAGUCCCGACUCCACAGCUCCUUAGAGUGGGAGCUAAGAAAGAUGAAGGCUGCUCAGGCCUACUCGAAGUUCCUCAUUUCGCAAAAGCGAGAGAGUGAGGUCGCAGCCGUUCUCUGGGGUUUCUGGCAAGAAUAUGAACAGGCCGGCUCCACUCUGGAAGAGGCAGUUGUAUCGCAAUUAAUGCAAGUUGCAAAACUUAUGAAAUCCGUCAAGCUGGAGACCGUGGCACUGCAGGUUCUGAAGCAUUGUGCUCAAAGCAUCAAUCAGCAUAGCUCGAUUUACGCGGAGCUCAAGCAAGCUAUACAGUCAACCUCCGAGUAUGUGAUAGAGAACGAGUCCACGGCGACUGAAUCAACCCUUGAGGAGAUUGUGUUUAGCACCGUUACUACAAAGCAAUUCUCAACCAAGGCCACCACUUCUCUGAUCAACAUGUACCUGUCUCAGCGUAGAUGGCACGACGCUACACAAGCCAUGAAGCGGGUCUUGCGGAGUAUCUGGCCAGCGUUAUUCGCCCCAUCGCUCGAAGAGGUUGUCCUUCCAUCGAAGAAUGUGGACUACUGUGUUCAGCUGGCUGAGCGCUUGAGUAACUGCUAUCGUGCCAGACAGCGAUCAGUAAAAGAGGAAAACGUUCGUCUUCGGGUCUAUCGUGCUGCCCGACGUGACCGACCCUGUGGUGACAAGCUCCGUGAUCGCGCCACGACCGCAAUUUUGCGCUUCUAUGAACGGUCCUCCAAAACCGACGAACUCAUCAGUAUCCACCAGGAAGUGUUAGACGACUAUACGAAGCAGCAUGGGCAGGCCCAUCCGACUGUGCUCAAGGAGCUGUGGGCUUUGGCCACGUUGACCCACCUGCGCCCUGUCUGCGUCGAUUACUAUGGACAGAUUGUGGAGAUCCUGAACAAGGAUACCACUACCUGUCACCCGGACGCCUUUGAGCCGCUGCUUAUCGUGGUCGCCGAGCUUCUCAGCCAAGGACGCUUUGCUGAGGCAUUGCAGCCUUGCCAGACUUUGUUCAGCACCUUGCAGCAUCGACAUAUCAACCCCAAGCUGAAAGAUCAGGCCUUCGUCAAGCUUACCUACGAGCGCUAUGUGCAUUGCUUACGGAUGACUCGCGCUGACACCGUCACUAUUCACGAUGUGACGAUGCAGUACCGGAAGGCAUGUCGAUCCCUCUUCGGGGUUACCGCGACCAUCACGGUGCAAGCCACGACUACACUGGCACAAAUUUGCCAGGAAAGCUAUGGAUACAAGAGUGAGGCGAUCGCACUCUAUGAGGAGUUAUUGAAGCUCAAAGCAAGCCAUGUUGAUCUCGACUAUGAUGGAAUCGCAGCGACCUUAGAUGCGUUGUACGAGGAACAGGAGGCUACACUGACUUCAAAUAUGGAGACCAUUACAACCGUAGAGUUCUACAGGGUGGUGUCUCUUCAUAGGAGACGUCUCGAGGCCACACGAUCCAAACACGGAUGGGCUCACCAGGAAUCACUCUCCCAGAUGGAGAAGCUCGUAUCGCUCUAUUCUCGACGCAAUGAAUUCCAGUCGGCCUUCUCCUUAUUGCAAGAAGCAACAUCCCAAGUUCUCUCGAAGGAGACCUCGGCGGUCAAUCUGUGCCUAGCAGCCCAGAGUAUUGCCUCCAGCUUUAUCACCUCGUGUCAGGUCCAACGCGGCAAAGGAAUGGCACAGGAGAUCUACCGGCAGAUUGUGGCAAGGGAUAUCGAAGUUGGCUCUAUCAGCUUUGACUUGUCCACAGACCAGCGUCAAGCCCUUGUUUUCCUAGCCCAGCUCGAGUACAGUCUCCAGGAGCGGGAGGCCUCGUCUAUCACCAUGAACGAGAUUUACACGUCAUUGGUGACUGAAUAUGUCUAUUUUGACCAACUUCGAACUGCAAUGAAGUCAAAGACCAGUAGCUUCCAGAGCACGUUGUCUAUCGUCCACCGCCUACAUGGUGUACUGCUAUCCCGAGGUCGUCAGUCAACCGCGACCGGACUCAUCGAGAAGUUCACCCACUAUUUCAUAUCUGCCGAGAGCGAUACCGUCGAUGUCACCUUUGUCCAGGGCAAGGUCUUUGUCACCACGCUUCUCGAGUACUUUAGAUCUCAUUCAUCACGCGAUUAUAUCAGCUCUGUCGCCAUCGCCAGCUACAACGGCGUAGCCCAACUCCUGGCCUCCAAGGAGUAUCAUAAAGCAUUUGACUUGGCGUCGGUCUCAUUCAAGUACCUUCGGGCCCAUCACGGCUUUGCCUCAUUGACCGCUGUUAAGCUGGCAUUUAAAUUAUGCCUGGCGAUUUCCAGCCGAGACAUCAAAUCCUUUGUGGAGCCCACCGUGCGAAAGGAGAUGCUUGGUUUAUCGGUCGAGAUCGUCAAGGGAGCUCUGGACAAGUUUAAGCAAUUGAAACUUGAUCUAACUCAGUUGGACAAUGUCAAUUUGGACCGCUUGAUCGGGCUGCUGGACGAACAGAAGGAAUAUUCCACCUUGGCUGGCGUGCUUACCUCCCUUUGGAAUGCUCGCGAAACCCGCAGCACGGAGCAGCAACAGCACCGCUACACUCUUGCCCUUGGCCGGAUGCUUGUUAUUACGCGCUACAUGAUUGACCACCACGUGGAUGCCAUCCGUCUGGCCGAAGACAUUGUAUAUAACUGUGCUCGUGUGCAUGGCGCACGACACCCCAGUACCGUCGAGAUGACUGUGCUCCUGUCGCAGAUGUACACGAGCGUGGCACAGGGAUACCAAAACCAGAAGGACUACCGCGACCUGGCGUUCCGGUACUACAAGAAGGCUGCAGUGCUACAUGAGAACGCCCUACGAUCCUUCGUUGACUCAUCGUACUUCUCUUCCAGCCUCGGAGACACGAGUAGCCCCGGUGGCUCGAGUGUCAGCAGCCCCGGCGAUGCAGCAGAAAGCGAAGGCAAGUACGUUCGACAGCAUCUACGACUGCUCAAACUCGCUGUCGAGCGCUUGGGAGACUGGCCGAAGGAGUACUCGGAAUACGAAACGCUGAAUACCGAUAUUUUCAAAGCCUUUGGAAAUGAGCUCAAGGGAGUGGAAGGGGUGGAAAAGUGGGACUUGAAGAGAUUCGGGUGCGGCCAGGCUGAAGCCACUGAUGACUUGAUCAUGCCUGCCUCGGAGGAAGGCGUCGUUCUACAUGAAGGCUUCGCAAUUCCUGUGUAG